AUGGCUCGCAAGUCCUCGGGGUCCGCUUCUAGCCCUCGUCUUCCUCCGCUCCAACCUGCCGUCAACCACGCCGCCGACUUCGCCGCCGCCGACACCCCUUCGCUGUCGACGCCCUUCAAGCUCGACGAGGGUUACUCCGAUGAGACGAAAACUCAGGUCGAGAAGAAGGACCUGGCCAUUCCCGCGUCAGAUGAGUGGAUGACGCUCCAAGAGUGGGUUCUCACGCACAGCGAGGCGGAAAGAGCUGAGCUGGCCUAUAACCUUCUUCGCACCAUGCGCGCAUCCACCGUGGCCUCCGUGAUCGAGCGCCUGGCGCCGCGCCUGCACAUGGAUCCGGUGCUGAAACUCCCGCCCGAGAUCACCUCCGAGAUCUUCUCCUACCUCGACCCACAAACACUGCUGAUGGCUUCCCUGGCCUCCCGUGCCUGGCGCAAUCGCAUUUCGGACUCGCGCCUGUGGAAAGACCUCUACAUCAACGAAGGCUGGAGGGUGGAUAUGGACGCUGUCCGCACGUUUGAGCAGGAACACUCGGGACUUUCAUCGCCACAGUUACGGAAAUCCCGCUCGAGGCAUACCGACCCGGAUAGCGGGGAGCCGAAGCAGAAGAAGCGGGUACCACCUAGCUGGUUGAAGUCACGGACAACCGGAUCGCUCGGUCGGAAAACGAGGCCGGAAAACGGGCAAAGGCAUGCGGCGCAGGAGGCAGAUAGUGAAGGCGACCUUCCCAUGGGAGAUGCGUCUACUGAGAGGAGGACGUUGUUCUCUCCGGAAGAGCAGACGACAAGCCCGAGCAAACGGCGUGAAUCUUACUCCGGAUCGACUCAGCUCAAACUCGGUGGAAAUGGAUUGUCAGCAGCUACGCGCCGUCCCAAUUCAUCGCUUCUGAUCCGGAUGCCCAAUGGCGCGGCCAAAGUCAACUGGCUCCACCUCUACAGGCUACGAAGAAAGCUGGAAGAAAACUGGGCCAAAGGCCGUUUCACAAACUUCCAACUACCACAUCCGGCACACAUGGAAGAGGCCCACCAGGAGUGCGUCUACGCGAUCCAAUUCACCGGCAAAUGGUUGGUCAGUGGCAGUCGGGACAAAACCCUAAGAGUCUGGGAUCUAGACACGAAGCGCCUGUGGCACCCACCUCUGCUGGGCCAUACAAAGUCAGUCCUUUGCCUACAGUUCGAUCCUCGUCCCUCGGAGGAUAUCAUCAUUUCGGGCAGCAGCGACAAAAGCGUCAUCAUUUGGCGAUUCUCCACCGGCGAGAAGCUCCAUGAGAUCGCAGCCGCCCAUGAUGAUUCCGUCUUGAAUCUUCGCUUCGACGAGCGGUAUAUCGUAACCUGCUCCAAGGACACGCUCAUCAAGGUCUGGAGCCGGCACCAGCUCUCCCCAGCCGACAAGGACUACCCUAGCAUGUUCUUCGGCACCGGCGUAACCUAUCCGUCCUACAUAAUCGAUACGGCGGAGAUGCCCUCCCCGAUGCUGGAAGCCGAACUCGCCAACGGCCACAUCCGGAGCCUCGCCCCUUUCUCCCUCCUGAUGACCAUUGACGGCCACACCGCCGCCGUGAAUGCCAUCCAGCUCAACGAGGACGAGAUCGUCUCCGCCUCGGGGGACCGGCUGAUCAAGGUCUGGAACCUUCGCAACGGCGCCUGCAAGAAGACCGUCAUCGGCCACGAGAAGGGCAUCGCCUGUGUGCAGGUCGACAACCGCCGGAUCAUCAGCGGGAGCAACGACGACACCGUCCGGAUCUUCGACCACGCCUCCGGCGCCGAAGUUGCCUGCCUCCACGGCCACGGCAAUCUGGUCCGGACCGUCCAAGCCGGCUUCGGCGACCCGCCCGGCGCGGAGGAGACUCUCCGCCUCGAAGCCCUCGCCGUCGACAACGCUUUCCGCGACGCGCAGCGCUCGGGGGCCAACGUCGACCUCGGGCCCCGCGCCCUCCGCCGCGCCGGCUACACGCAGAACACCACCGGCUCCCGCGACCCCCGGGACAUCAAGGCCCUGGGCGCGAAGAUCCCCCCCGGCGGCGGCGGCAGCCGGUGGGCGCGCAUCGUCUCCGGCUCCUACGACGAGUCCAUCAUUAUCUGGAAGAAAUGUAAGGAAGGCCGCUGGGUGGUCGGCCAGCGCCUGCGACAGGAGGACGCAGCUACCAGCGCCGCCUACGUGGUCUCCGACCCGGCCGCCCGCGCUGCUACCGCUCGAUCGAACGCUUUCGCCCAGCAGCAACACCUCCAAACCCCUGGCGCAGCAGCAACACAGGGCCAACAAACCCCCACAGCCCCAGCCCCAGCCUCAACCUCGGCAUCCCAGGCACCCCAAGCAGGAGGAGGAGGACCCCUCCAAACCCUUCAAGCCCUAACAGCCCGCCUAGCCGGCCAACCCCAGCAGCAACCGCAACCGCAACCGCAACCAAACCCAACCCCCAGAGCCCAGCCUCAACAAACCCAGCCCCAGCCCCCCAUGAACGGCAUCAUCAACCCAGCCCUCCACCAACCUCCCCAUCUCCCAGCACAACAACAACAACAAACCCACCCCCGCCCGCGCCACCACCCGCGCCACGACCGCGACGCAAGCGUCGUCCCCACCUCGCGCGUCUUCAAGCUCCAAUUCGACGCCCACAAGAUCAUCUGCUCGAGUCAGGACCCGCGCAUCGUCGGCUGGGACUUUGUCGGCGACGACGAGGAGCUGCGCGAGGCCUGCCGCUUCUUCAUGUGUCUAUGA
Molecule: messenger RNA, 2712 nt
Organism: Aspergillus aculeatinus CBS 121060
Lineage: Eukaryota; Fungi; Ascomycota; Eurotiomycetes; Eurotiales; Aspergillaceae
Product: F-box and WD domain protein
Exons: 2
Coding region: 1-2712 (903 amino acids)
Biological process (GO): microtubule organizing center organization; vesicle transport along microtubule; nuclear migration
Cellular component (GO): microtubule associated complex; kinetochore; cytoplasmic microtubule
Molecular function (GO): microtubule plus-end binding; dynein complex binding
Source: RefSeq, a predicted model, not a curated record